AUGAAGCUCACUCAGACUAUUCUGGCUCUGGCCAUUGUAUCGGCAGCUAAUGCCCAGCUGAGCUCUCUGCCCACUUGCGCGCAAACUUGUGCCACCAACGCCAUCCCCGCUAGCUGUGGUGUUGACGUCGCUUGUAUCUGUGACAACACGAGCUUCUUGAGCGACAUUGCCUGCUGCAUUGUUGGCAAGUGUACUACUGAGGAGCAGGAAGAGACCCUCAAGGCAGCUAAGGGAAUCUGCGCGGCCGGCGGCGUGACGAACCUGCCUAGUGUGGUCGCCUGCACCACUGGCGCAUCCAGCAGCACCACUGCCUCAAGUGCAUCGACAACUGGCUCAGACAGCACAACUACUGGCACCACUACUGUCACCACUACUCACACCAAGAGUGGAACUACGACUGCAAGUGGUUCCGAGACCACCAUCAGUGGCACCGUAUCUAAGACUGACACGACCAAGGCUUCCGAAACCACCAAGUCUUCUGGCACCACCGCGUCCGGUACAGUCACCACUUCCACCUCUGGCUCAGCUGCCGCUUCUUCAACUUCGGCAGCCGCCAAAACCGGCGGUGCUGUUCUCGGACAGAACAAGGACGCCUCUUUCAUGGCAGCUGCCGGUGUUGCAGCAGCCUUUGCCAUCCUCAUUUAA
Messenger RNA from Penicillium verhagenii, 645 nucleotides. RefSeq names its product CFEM domain-containing protein. The record is from RefSeq and is a predicted model, not a curated record. NCBI's taxonomy places the organism in Eukaryota, Fungi, Ascomycota, Eurotiomycetes, Eurotiales, Aspergillaceae. The transcript is spliced from 3 exons. Bases 1 to 645 code for a protein of 214 amino acids.